This is a messenger RNA of Medicago truncatula (barrel medic), 1457 nucleotides long. RefSeq names its product alternative oxidase 3, mitochondrial. The coding region runs from base 359 to 1330 and encodes 323 amino acids. The record is from RefSeq and is a predicted model, not a curated record. Gene Ontology annotation, molecular function: alternative oxidase activity. Gene Ontology annotation, biological process: alternative respiration. The transcript has 4 exons. Gene Ontology annotation, cellular component: mitochondrion. NCBI's taxonomy places the organism in Eukaryota, Viridiplantae, Streptophyta, Magnoliopsida, Fabales, Fabaceae.
UCUAAUGGAUCAUCUUAUAUUUAAGGAUAAAUAAAUCUUUUAAAGAAUCUUAUAAUUAAGAAUGGGAUCAAGGAAGAGAAAAUUCCAAAAAGCUAGUGGCUGCUAACAUUUUCAAUUCCAACUUUGUAGUAAGUACUAAUCAAUCACUAAUUUAACGAAUAAUUAAACAUGGAAAGCAACAAAACCACAUUGUUGAGACCUUCCACUACCUUUCUUCUUCCCUUUGUGACGAAUACAAAAUUUAAUACAAAAACUAUAUAUUAAAUUAUUAAUAUAUUCUCCACUCCUUGUUAUAAAUCUCCACUUCUGACUUCUGAGCUACUAUUUUCAUCCAAGAACUCAUUCAAAAACAUUCUACAUGAAAAACUCUUUACUAAGGUCAACGGCACGAGCUCUGUUCCACAGUAGUCGCAACUAUCACUGCAGCUUCUCAACUGCGGUGAUAGUUCAGCCGAGACACCAGAAUGGCGGUGGCACUCGUGGAAGCUUCUACUGGCAGAAGAUGUCAACUCUGCCAGAGAAAAAGGAUCAGCAUUCAGAGGAGAAUAAGAACAGUAAUGACAGCAACACCGUCGUUUCGAGUUACUGGGGAAUCACUAGGCCCAAGGUUAAAAGGGAGGAUGGAACUGAGUGGCCAUGGAACUGUUUCAUGCCAUGGGAAAGUUACAGCUCAGAUGUGUCAAUAGAUGUGACCAAGCAUCAUGUACCAAAAACAUUUGGGGACAAGUUUGCUUUCAGAUCUGUCAAGUUUCUAAGGGUUCUCUCUGAUUUGUAUUUCAAGGAACGGUACGGAUGCCAUGCAAUGAUGCUGGAAACAAUUGCAGCCGUCCCGCCAAUGGUGGGAGGGAUGCUUUUACACUUGAAGUCUCUAAGAAAAUUUCAACACACUGGUGGUUGGAUCAAAGCAUUACUUGAAGAAGCAGAGAAUGAGAGGAUGCAUUUGAUGACAAUGGUAGAGCUUGUAAAACCAAGUUGGCAUGAAAGGCUUUUGGUUAUUACUGCACAAGGAGUUUUCUUCAAUGCAUUCUUUGUUUUUUACAUACUCUCACCAAAAACUGCACACAGGUUUGUUGGUUAUUUAGAGGAGGAAGCUGUGAUUUCAUAUACACAACAUUUGAAUGCAAUUGAGAGUGGUAAAGUUGAAAAUGUACCUGCUCCUGCUAUUGCAAUUGAUUAUUGGAGACUUCCUAAGGAUGCAACUCUUAAGGAUGUUAUCACUGUUAUUCGUGCUGAUGAGGCUCAUCAUAGGGAUGUCAAUCACUUUGCUUCGGAUAUUCACCAUCAAGGAAAAGAACUGAAAGAGGCUCCAGCUCCUAUUGGUUAUCAUUGAGUCAUGUUUUUAUCGAUUUUUUUUAUCAAAUAGUGAUUUCUAUUUUCUAGCUAGCCUUUGUUGUCUAAACUUUCAAUUCGUGUCGGAAUUCUUCAAUAAAUAAAAUGUACUUUCAAUCUGCAUUUUA